Camellia sinensis is the source of this 390-nucleotide messenger RNA. The record is from RefSeq and is a predicted model, not a curated record. Lineage: Eukaryota; Viridiplantae; Streptophyta; Magnoliopsida; Ericales; Theaceae.
AUGCUAGAUAGAUUUAAUUCUUUGAGAAAUAAGAGCAAAGGAAAUCCUGCUGCGUUGAUUGACUAUCAGUUGUUAGUAGCUGCAACAAACAAUUUUCAGGAAAACAAUGUUUUGGGUGAGGGUGGAUUUGGACGGGUGUACAAAGCUUGUUUCAGUGAUACCUUUCUUGCAGCUGUAAAGAGACUCCGUGGCAUAAGUCAUGAUGCUGAAAGAGAAUUCGAGAAUGAGAUGGAUUGGUUAAGUAAAAUCAAGCAUCAAAAUAUUGUUUCGCUAUUGGGUUUCUGCAUUCAUGGCGAGGCAAGAUUUCUUGUUUAUGAGAUGAUGCAUAAUGGGUCUUUGGAAUCGCAAUUGCACGGUAUUUUUUUUUUUUUUAUUUCAUUGUCCACAUGA